GGCGCCGGACUCCUCUCUCUCCCGGAAGCGGAGCACCGAGUCCGAAAGCCUGGGGGUGAGACAUCGGCGGUGGCAGACACCGCAGAAGGAAAGAGCACUGAGGCUCUUGCAUUUGGGUGGAGUACCAUGGACGAAGCUGGCAGCUCUGCGAGCGGUGGGGGCUUCCGCCCGGGCGUGGACAGCCUGGACGAACCGCCCAACAGCCGCAUCUUCCUUGUGAUCAGCAAGUACACGCCUGAGUCGGUGCUGAGGGAGCGCUUCUCGCCUUUUGGCGACAUCCAGGACAUCUGGGUGGUGCGGGACAAGCACACUAAGGAGUCCAAGGGCAUUGCUUUCGUCAAGUUCGCCCGCAGCUCACAGGCCUGCAGGGCCAUGGAGGAGAUGCAUGGCCAGUGCCUCGGCCCCAACGACACCAAGCCCAUCAAGGUUUUCAUUGCACAGUCCCGAUCAUCUGGAAGUCACCGAGAUGUUGAAGAUGAAGAACUUACAAGAAUCUUUGUUAUGAUACCAAAGUCCUACACAGAAGAAGAUCUGCGGGAAAAAUUUAAGGUGUAUGGAGAUAUUGAAUAUUGCAGCAUAAUUAAGAAUAAAGUCACUGGAGAAAGUAAAGGUUUGGGCUACGUACGAUACUUAAAACCAUCACAAGCUGCCCAAGCAAUAGAAAACUGUGAUAGAAGUUUUAGAGCAAUCUUGGCUGAACCUAAAAAUAAAGCAUCUGAAUCCUCUGAACAAGAUUAUUAUAGUAAUAUGAGGCAAGAGGCUUUGGGACAUGAACCUAGAGUAAAUAUGUUUCCAUUUGGAGAGCAACAAUCUGAAUUUUCAAGUUUUGACAAGAAUGACAGCCGAGGCCAGGAAGCAAUCUCCAAACGCUUGUCAGUUGUAUCAAGAGUUCCUUUCACUGAAGAACAGCUUUUCAGCAUUUUUGAUAUAGUGCCAGGAUUGGAAUAUUGUGAAGUUCAACGAGAUCCUUAUUCAAAUUAUGGUCAUGGAGUGGUUCAGUAUUUUAAUGUAGCAUCAGCUAUUUAUGCAAAAUACAAAUUACAUGGAUUUCAGUACCCUCCUGGGAAUCGAAUAGGUGUUUCCUUCAUUGAUGAUGGAAGUAAUGCAACAGAUCUCCUUAGAAAAAUGGCAACACAGAUGGUAGCUGCACAGCUUGCAUCAAUGGUGUGGAAUAACCCAAGUCAGCAACAACUUAUGCAAUUUGGAGGAAGCUCUGGAUCACAGUUGCCUCAAAUCCAGACAGAUGUUGUACUUCCAUCAUGCAAAAAAAAAGCCCCUCCUGAAACUCCUGUGAAAGAAAGACUUUUUAUUGUGUUUAAUCCUCAUCCUUUACCUUUAGACGUAUUAGAAGAUAUAUUCUGUCGUUUUGGUAACCUGAUCGAAGUUUACCUUGUAUCAGGAAAAAAUGUGGGGUAUGCCAAGUAUGCCGAUAGAAUAAGUGCCAAUGAUGCCAUUGCCACUCUACAUGGAAAGAUUCUGAAUGGGGUGAGACUUAAAGUUAUGCUGGCAGAUUCGCCAAGAGAAGAGUCUAACAAGCGGCAAAGAACUUACUGAUUCUUGAGGUGAUGAUUUUCAUACUUGUGUUGUGUUCUUUCUACAGAACAAAGACUAAAUAAUGACAUAAUCCUCAGCUGACUGACUGAAAAUGUGACUGGACGCAUUCCCUGUGGACAGUUGACAGCUUUUUUUUCAUAUACCUGAUAGUCUGUGUACAGCAUUGUUUUGUCUGGGAAGCAGGGAUUGCUGACAUGUAUUUUUGAAUCCAUACAUUAAUGCUAAAAAGAAUAUAAUAGUUGUUCCUUAGAGCAAUAUGUUGUUACAUGUAGCAGAAAUAAAGUUUUCUUUGCUAACUAAA
Messenger RNA from Piliocolobus tephrosceles (Ugandan red Colobus), 1855 nucleotides. RefSeq names its product RNA binding motif protein 45 (gene RBM45). The coding region runs from base 127 to 1554 and encodes 475 amino acids. The transcript has 10 exons. Lineage: Eukaryota; Metazoa; Chordata; Mammalia; Primates; Cercopithecidae. The record is from RefSeq and is a predicted model, not a curated record. Gene Ontology annotation, molecular function: RNA binding.